AUGGCCGAUCUUUCCAGUCUGCUGGGCACGCCUGGCAAGCAAGUCCCUUCAGCCGCGCCCACAAGUCACGAAGUCGAUCCCGGCAAUGAUACAUGGCGGUCUCAUCUUCGUAUAGGCGAGGCGUACAAUCAGCAUUUGCCAUCGACGUGGGACGCGAGUUAUGUGCCACCGACGGCAUCUGCCUCUGUGCCGCGUGUCUCGUUGGCGGUGAGUACGGAUCUCAAGCAAUGGAACUAUCGAUACAUGUUUGAAAAAAAAGGUGAGCGUAGUAUGGAGCUCGAUACGCGUCUCUCUGUGAUGGGCGAUGAGAUUCGGCAUGCCUUUGGCCUUACGGCGGAAUGGGACGACCCUAGCAUUCCCAAUCAGGAGAGUAUAUACACAGUGGGCCGGAUUUGUGCACGCGUGGACCCCGGCACCCGAAACGAAGAGCAAAAGGAGCAUGUCCGACUCACACCGGCCAACCUCAUGCUCGAGACGAGCCGUAUGGUCGGCAAUGGUCAACGGAUCUCGCUCGUGAUUGACCCGCAAUGCACCGUCCGCUAUGCGUGGGCAUCACAAGCAGAAAGCAUUUCGAGCGUGACAGGUCUAUUUCCUGGAAUGAUACUCGGUGUCAAGGGCCGCAACGGCUCAGGGCAACGAUUCGUGGCGGAGGAGCUUCUAAUACCACCGCCCUUGCCACACCCUGCCACAUUGCAGUCGGAGUUAAUGACCAACCAAUACGGUGAGUCACGCUUGGCCGGUACGCCACUCCGAGUGAUGAUGGCGGGUGGUCCAUUCACACCCACCAGCGACUUGGAGUACGGCCCUUGGCACGCGUUCAUGACGCAUGUGGAACUGGCUCGUCCUGAUGUGCUCUUACUCCUGGGGCCCUUUGUGAGUGUGCAGCAUCCAAUCAUUGCCACAGGAAACCUCGAUACGCUUCCGACCGACUUGUUCAAGCACCAUAUUUCGCGUCGCAUUACGCGGCUCAUCGAGAGAUCGCCUUCGACGGUGGUCAUUCUCGUGCCAAGCACAGACGACAUGAUCCACACGCAUUACGCAUACCCACAACCCUUCUUGGACAAGUCGGAUCCCACGCUGGGUCUGCCCAAGCGCGUUCGGUGCCUUCCCAACCCGAGCGUGUUUUACGUCAACGAACUCGCGAUUGGCGUAAGUACGGCAGACACGCUGGGCGACCUGCGUCGAGAGGAGUUGGUGCAGCGCGUUCAGUCAGGAUCCCAAGGCACGCCCCAAAGCAAGGGUGUGAACGACCCGAUCGUGCGUCUUGCACGACAUGUCUUGGGCCAGCGCCAUUUCUAUCCCCUGUUCCCGCCGUCGCCCGUGUCGCGAGUGCCACUGGACUUGUCGCAUUCUAGGCUCUGUGCUUUUGACACGUCAACACCAGACCUGAUCUUACUUCCCUCGACCAGUACGAAGCCGUGUAUCCGCAUCGUGGACUCGUCUGUGGUGGUGAAUCCUGGCUCACUGGUCAGCUCGGACGAGUCAGGCACGCAUCCUUCCGCCUAUGUCCAAAUGCAAGUCGAUCCUAUGCCACGUGAAAGGCUGCAGGCAACGAUCGACGACGCGGAUCCACUGCUCACGCACGAGCUGUACCGUCGUGCGCGCAUUGAUCUCGUGUAUACAUAA
Messenger RNA from Malassezia restricta, 1626 nucleotides. RefSeq names its product DNA polymerase alpha subunit B. Gene Ontology annotation, cellular component: alpha DNA polymerase:primase complex. NCBI's taxonomy places the organism in Eukaryota, Fungi, Basidiomycota, Malasseziomycetes, Malasseziales, Malasseziaceae. The record is from RefSeq and is a predicted model, not a curated record. Gene Ontology annotation, molecular function: DNA binding. Gene Ontology annotation, biological process: DNA replication; DNA replication initiation. The transcript has a single exon. Bases 1 to 1626 code for a protein of 541 amino acids.